This is a messenger RNA of Bombina bombina (fire-bellied toad), 709 nucleotides long. It is a transcript of the gene MYL10, whose product is annotated as myosin light chain 10. Lineage: Eukaryota; Metazoa; Chordata; Amphibia; Anura; Bombinatoridae. Gene Ontology annotation, molecular function: calcium ion binding. Bases 63 to 569 code for a protein of 168 amino acids. The transcript has 7 exons. Gene Ontology annotation, cellular component: mitochondrion; cytoplasm. The record is from RefSeq and is a predicted model, not a curated record.
CUAUUGUGUGCAUUGACUUGGUAGCUGGCACUGAAGGGGCAGAGAGAGAGCAACGACUCGCAAUGUCUCCCAAAAAGGCAAAGAAGAAGGCAGAAGGAGCCAGCUCUAAUGUAUUUUCCAUGUUUGAUCAAAGUCAGAUACAGGAAUUUAAAGAGGCUUUUACCAUCAUGGACCAGAACAGAGAUGGCUUCAUUGAUAAAGGAGACUUGAGAGACACAUUUGCUGCUCUGGGUCGUAUUAAUGUAAAGAGUGAAGAGCUUGAUGACAUGGUCAAAGAGGCACCUGGACCUAUUAACUUCACUGUAUUCCUUACUAUGUUUGGAGAAAAACUAAAAGGCACAGAUCCAGAAGAAACUAUACUGAAUGCUUUCAAGAUUUUUGACCCUGACGCAAAAGGUCAUAUAAAAGCAGAUUAUAUUAAAGAAAUGCUUAUGACCCAGGCAGACAGAUUCAGUCAGGAAGAGAUCAGCCAGAUGUUUAACGCAUUUCCACCAGAUGUUGCUGGUAAUCUUGAUUAUAAGAAUCUAUGUUACGUUAUCACCCAUGGUGAGGAGAAAGACCAGGAGUAAAAAUAUUGUGUCUAACAUGGAUUCUGAAAAGAAUUGAAGUAAAAUCACAUCAUCUCUUUUUUGUAAAGAAUAAAAAAAAACUGAAAAUGCUUAGUCUUUCAAAAUAUUAAAAUAAAAAGAAAUAAAAAAACUUUUUCCCA